Messenger RNA from Xenopus tropicalis (tropical clawed frog), 3276 nucleotides. RefSeq names its product DDHD domain containing 2 (gene ddhd2). The coding region runs from base 590 to 2692 and encodes 700 amino acids. The record is from RefSeq and is a predicted model, not a curated record. Lineage: Eukaryota; Metazoa; Chordata; Amphibia; Anura; Pipidae. The transcript is spliced from 18 exons. Gene Ontology annotation, molecular function: metal ion binding.
CAGAGCAGGCACAGCAAUCAAUUAAAUGGCAAUGCUGAAAAGCGGGACAUCUAACAGUGAAUCCGGGACAGCGGGAAGUGCCAUAAAUAUCAGGACUGUCCCGCUGAAAGCGGGGCGGUUGGGAGGUCAUUUUUAAUGUAUAGGUUUUUUGGGUUUGUGGUCUUAUUGUUUCCUUGUGGGGACACAAGAUUUCUCGUGGUGGGAGAGUGUAGCCAAGCUGGUUUCCUUGAAAGUAAGCCUAUUUUCCUGCUUUAUGUGGAUUUUCACUGUUGAUAUAAGGACUGCAGCAGUAUCUAUAGUAAUAGGAAUGAAGGGACUACAGAUCCCAGAAGGCCCUGCUCUGGAGAGGAUGGGCUCCAAAAAGGAAGAGGAAGUGGAUCUGAGGACCUGAGGGGUGGAGAGCUGCCAGAGAGCUCUGCUAAAAGCCAGAGUAUGUGUGGAUGCUGCAUGGAAAACAGUGAGAGAGAUCCCCCCUGCGCAGUGUGGGAAGCUGAAUGAUACCCUGCCAGCGCCAUUCCUACUCACCAGCUCAGCACUGAGGGGAGACCUGCGCUCCCAAACAAGUUUCCUGUCUCACGUCUCAGUAGAGAUGUCCUCACAAGAACCACAGGAGACUUCCCCCUCCAGAGUGUCCACUGAAUCCUUCGAGAUGGUGGACGCUUCUCAGGUGUAUGAGGCAGUGACUCCACACUGGUUCUACCAUCAAGUGCAAGACAACAGGAGUUCCUGGUUCCCCUUCAGCAGGGAAGAUUCCGAUAAACUGGAGCAGGCGUUUAGCUCAGGUGUCAACCCACAGACUAUAGUGAUCCCAACACGCGGAGGUCGAUAUGAUGUACAUCUGGGUAGUCGCAAACAGAGGGCGGUGUACUGGGAAGAGAAGGAAUCUGAGGUGCAGAGAUGCACUUGGUUCUACAAGGGAGAGGAGAGUAGAUAUGUUCCGUAUCCAGAGGACUUCAGCCAAGUCCUUGAGGAUGCAUACAUGUUGGCAGUAACUCUGAAUGAGUGGAAGAAGAGGCUGGAAUCCCCAUUCAGGGACAUUAUUAUUCUACACAACCCCAAGCUUAUGGUCCAUUAUCAGCCAGUGGGAAUCCCGGAUGAGUGGGGAGCCACACCCAGUGAGCAAGGUCGGCCCCGAACAGUGAAGAGGGGAGUGGAGAAUAUUUCUGUGGAGAUACCGUCUGGGGAGCCAUCUCAGAUUGAUCACUUGGUGUUCAUGGUGCAUGGCAUUGGUCCAGCCUGUGACCUUCAGUUCAGAAGCAUCAUACAGUGCGUGACUGAUUUCCAAAGUGUGACUCUGAACCUUCUUCCUGCUCAUUUCAAGAAGGCCACGGAGGAAGGGCUGAUUGGCCGGGUAGAGUUCCUCCCUGUAGACUGGCACAGCGCCCUACAUGCUGAUGCUACUGGUGUUGAUGACGACAUCCAGAGGAUCACUCUGCCCAGUAUCAGCCGCCUCCGCCACUUCACCAACGAGACCGUGUUGGAUCUGUUUUUCUACAACAGCCCCACAUACUGCCAGACCAUUGUGAAUACUGUAUGUGGGGAAAUGGAUCGUAUCUACAGUAUAUUCAGAGAAAGAAACCCUGACUUCAAAGGACAUGUUUCUGUGACUGGUCAUAGCCUUGGAUCUGUCAUUCUGUUUGACAUUCUCACCAACCAAACAGAUUCAUCCCUCAGCAGUCAGGACAUGACGAAGACUACAUUACUCCACUCAGAGUCACAGAGAGACAAGCCAAGGCUGAGUGAGGUUCUGCAGCAGCUGGAGCUCACAGAAUAUUGCAGUGUGUUUGAGGGAGAGAAGAUUGACAUAGAGGCCCUGGCUUUAUGCACAGAAAAUGACCUGAAGGAUCUGGAAAUUCCUUUAGGGCCACGGAAAAAAAUCCUUCAAUAUAUAAGGCACAGAGGGUGGCAGAAGGAUUCUUCUGGCACUGCCCAAGCAACAUCCCCUACAGCAGACUCCAAGAAGCCUUUUCUCACAUCUGGUAGUCCCCCCAAUGUUGUGAAUUAUGAAUACUUUGACGUUGGUAUUGGACAGGUGUCAGUCAAGUACCCCCAGUUGAGCUUUCACCCCGAAGUCUUCUUUGCUUGGGGCUCACCCGUUGGCAUGUACUUGACAGUGCGAGGUCUGAAGAGGAUUGAUCCAAAAUACCACUUUCCAACCUGCAAACGGUUCUUCAAUAUUUAUCACCCAUUUGACCCAGUGGCUUAUCGGAUUGAGCCAAUCGUACUCAGAGAGCAGGAGUUUGAGCCCAUUCUAAUCCCUCACCAUAAGGGCAGGAAGAGGAUGCAUUUAGAGCUGAAAGAGGGCCUGACACGAAUGGGCACAGACAUUAUUGGCUCACUGAAAACAGCAUGGCAGACCUUCACACGGCCUCCUAUACCAUCCUUGCCACCACCUACUGCUGAGGCUGCUGCAGUGCCAGACACAAACCUUUUUGCCGUGGUGGAAGCUAUAAAGAUAGAGGAACCCCCUGCUCCUGCAAAGGAAGACCCCAUGCAGAUAUCAGUGGGAAUGCUAAAUGGGGGGCAGCGCUUUGAUUAUGUUCUCCAGGAGAAACCAAUUGAGAGCUUCAAUGAGUAUCUCUUUGCACUGCAGAGCCAUGUCUGUUACUGGACAUCUGAAGACACUGCACUGCUGCUCCUAAAGGAAAUCUAUCAGACUAUGGGAAUCAACAUGGAUCAGCCCCUACUAUAAGAACUGGCACAGGUGCUGCCAUAAGCAGGGGGCGAAGAAAGAACAUUUUGAUGCACUACCAUGCCCCUUGGUCUUUCCUUUGUGUAAUGCUUCCCCCUGCAGCUAGAGGGCACUCAAGGAGAAGAUAUGGAAGCCUGAUGCUGUUGAGAUCCCUGCAUACCAUGUAGCAUUUCCCAUCCCAAACAGCACCGCUUUGCUGUAUAUUUAUCGCCGUGUCCUUGCCUUAUUACAUUUGAUAGUAGCACACCGUGUAAGAGAUUUAUUACCAGAGCAGAGAUAGAACAAGACUGUGUAUAUUUCCUUAUGAAUAUUUAUAAGCCCAUGUUAUGAUUCACUCACACCUUAUUGGGUAAGUGCUUUGGUGUUUUUUAAUAAUAGUAAAGUUGAUCCUUUAUUUUAACUCUUCCAUAUUUACCAAAGGCUGCUGGGAAUGUGCUGGGAGUUGUAUUUCAGCAAUAUCUAGAAUGCCCCCUGUAUGGGGUAAAGAGACAAAGCACACUUGCAGUAGGGGGUCGACGUUUCCAUGUUGUACUGCGCAGCUGUAGGUGUGGCCUAUUUAUUAAAGAUUAUAUUUAAAAUACUGA